GAUUAGCAUAGCCAAGAUCAGAGGCGAUGAAAAUGGACGCGAUUUGUUGCGGAAAGAUGGAGGAGAGAUCGUCGUCGUUCCGGCGGGUAGGAAGGAGUAACAGCACGCUUGUAGCGUCGGAACUGGAGGCUUCCGAGGCGGCGAGAAUCGUUGGUUACAGCAGGCUAUCACAAUCUAUGCGCGUGUACGAUGAGCCGGCGAGCUGCCGGUACGAUAAGAGGAGGAAGAACAAAGCAUUGGCUUUCCUCAUGAAGGUAUUUUCCUGCAACAACGCCGGCGACGCCACCGCGAUCGAAGGACAGACGGCGGAGAAGGCGGCGGAGCGGAAGAAACGGCAGUCGUCUUGGCUUCCGGAUCACCGGCGGAGAUGGCCUGUUCAAGGAUGGGGAAAGGGGAUGGAGAAUGAAGAAAAAGGUGCAGAGGUAUUGGUUGAGCAGAAGAAGAAGAGAAAACAGCCCAUCAUAUUACCUAAUCCUUACCGCCGGUGGCCUGUACAAGGAUGGUGAAAUCAAACAAUUCUGCAAUGUGCAUUAACAUUGUAGUGGUAAUAGGCCUGGUAAACUAAGCUCACAAAGGACCUACUUGAAUACUUGCAAUACUACACAAGUGAAUGAAUAGAGGAAAUGUUUUGUUUCUCCUUGUAAA
Messenger RNA from Ipomoea triloba (trilobed morning glory), 645 nucleotides. RefSeq lists its product as uncharacterized. The record is from RefSeq and is a predicted model, not a curated record. The transcript is spliced from 2 exons. The coding region runs from base 27 to 506 and encodes 159 amino acids. Lineage: Eukaryota; Viridiplantae; Streptophyta; Magnoliopsida; Solanales; Convolvulaceae.